This is a messenger RNA of Stegostoma tigrinum, 2104 nucleotides long. RefSeq names its product coagulation factor XI-like. The record is from RefSeq and is a predicted model, not a curated record. The transcript has 16 exons. Lineage: Eukaryota; Metazoa; Chordata; Chondrichthyes; Orectolobiformes; Stegostomatidae. Gene Ontology annotation, molecular function: protein binding. Gene Ontology annotation, cellular component: extracellular region. Bases 154 to 2073 code for a protein of 639 amino acids. Gene Ontology annotation, biological process: proteolysis.
AUUUUGCACAAUGAUUCUGUUUGCCAACUUACAAAAUAAAAUCACUCUAUAAAUGUAUUCUGAAAAUAUUGCCAGAGAAACUUUCCACUGACAUCUGAAAGAGAACUCGCAUGAGCCAAACUCAGGGAUUAAUCAGCAUCGAACAACUAAAGGAUGAAGACAGCUUUGUAUGUUAUUUAUUUUGUGCUGCACAUACCUGAAUCUUUUUCACAAAAUAUUGCAGAAUGUGUACAUGACUUGCUAUCUGACGUAGAUUUUCCUGGAAAUGACAUUGAAUCGGUCCUUGCACCAGACGUCCACUACUGUCAAAAAGUGUGCACUGAGAACAGCAGGUGUCAGUUUUUCACUUUUUUAACAAGUGGUUGGAACACUGACAAUCAAAGGUUUUAUUGUUAUUUGAAGAGGACGACAACAGGGCAGCCAAGUGUGAAAUCUAAUUUACAAAACGUUGUCUCAGGAUAUUCUCUGAGAGAUUGCGGGACACAAUCCUCCUGUUUUGAAACAGUUUAUGAUGGUUUGGACUUUCCGGGAAAUGACAUCCAUCAGUCUGUGGUGGAGAAUGAAGAGAGUUGUCAACGAAAAUGUACAGAGGAACCUGACUGCCAGUUUUUCACCUUUAUAAAAGAAGAAUUUCACAAUGAACCACAGCGCUUGAUUUGCUACCGCAAGAAAAGUGAAAGAGGGACUCCAGCAAGAAUAACAAUUCUUCAGAAUGUGGUAUCUGGAUUUUCUUUAAGGAGAUGUGAAGGAUGUGUACGUGAGCUGCUAUCUGACGUAGAUUUUCCUGGAAAUGACAUUGAAUCGGUCCUUGCACCAGACGUCCACUACUGUCAAAAAGUGUGCACUGAGGACAGCAGGUGUCAGUUUUUCACUUUUUUAACAAGUGGUUGGAACACUGACAAUCAAAGGUUUUAUUGUUAUUUGAAGAGGACGACAACAGGGCAGCCAAGUGUGAAAUCUAAUUUACAAAACGUUGUCUCAGGAUAUUCUCUGAGAGAUUGCGGGACACAAUCCUCCUGUUUUGAAACAGUUUAUGAUGGUUUGGACUUUCCGGGAAAUGACAUCCAUCAGUCUGUGGUGGAGAAUGAAGAGAGUUGUCAACGAAAAUGUACAGAGGAACCUGACUGCCAGUUUUUCACCUUUAUAAAAGAAGAAUUUCACAAUGAACCACAGCGCUUGAUUUGCUACCGCAAGAAAAGUGAAAGAGGGACUCCAGCAAGAAUAACAAUUCUUCAGAAUGUGGUAUCUGGAUUUUCUUUAAGGAGAUGUGAAGGAUGUGUACGUGAGCUGCUAUCUGACGUAGAUUUUCCUGGAAAUGACAUUGAAUCGGUCCUUGCACCAGACGUCCACUACUGUCAAAAAGUGUGCACUGAGGACAGCAGGUGUCAGUUUUUCACUUUUUUAACAAGUGGUUGGAACACUGACAAUCAAAGGUUUUAUUGUUAUUUGAAGAGGACGACAACAGGGCAGCCAAGUGUGAAAUCUAAUUUACAAAACGUUGUCUCAGGAUAUUCUCUGAGAGAUUGCGGGACACAAUCCUCCUGUUUUGAAACAGUUUAUGAUGGUUUGGACUUUCCGGGAAAUGACAUCCAUCAGUCUGUGGUGGAGAAUGAAGAGAGUUGUCAACGAAAAUGUACAGAGGAACCUGACUGCCAGUUUUUCACCUUUAUAAAAGAAGAAUUUCACAAUGAACCACAGCGCUUGAUUUGCUACCGCAAGAAAAGUGAAAGAGGGACUCCAGCAAGAAUAACAAUUCUUCAGAAUGUGGUAUCUGGAUUUUCUUUAAGGAGAUGUGAAGGAUGUGUACGUGAGCUGCUAUCUGACGUAGAUUUUCCUGGAAAUGACAUUGAAUCGGUCCUUGCACCAGACGUCCACUACUGUCAAAAAGUGUGCACUGAGGACAGCAGGUGUCAGUUUUUCACUUUUUUAACAAGUGGUUGGAACACUGACAAUCAAAGGUUUUAUUGUUAUUUGAAGAGGACGACAACAGGGCAGCCAAGUGUGAAAUCUAAUUUACAAAACGUUGUCUCAGGAUAUUCUCUGAGAGAUUGCGGGACACAAUCCUGUAAGUAACAAAGAUAACACGUUGACUGCGAGAGUAUUU